This is a messenger RNA of Aphidius gifuensis, 1275 nucleotides long. Its product is annotated as alpha-tocopherol transfer protein-like. Gene Ontology annotation, molecular function: phosphatidylinositol bisphosphate binding. The transcript has 5 exons. The record is from RefSeq and is a predicted model, not a curated record. Bases 297 to 1205 code for a protein of 302 amino acids. Lineage: Eukaryota; Metazoa; Arthropoda; Insecta; Hymenoptera; Braconidae. Gene Ontology annotation, cellular component: membrane.
UUUUAUAAAAGAGGCAUCAACUUACACCUUGCACGUUUUGUAAGCAAUUUCACUUUCAUAAUCGAUCUCAGUGUGUGAGUGUAUCAAAGUUGCAUAUAUUUUUAAAUUAGCUUAUUACCUUAUCUUCAAAAACAACUAGUGCAUUUACUUUUUUUUUUUUAUCUUUCAGAAUAACACGUGAAAAGUAUUCGAAAUAAUUUUUUUUAUUUUUACAUUUUUCUAACGUUUAUUUAAAUAUUUUUUUCAUACAUUUGAAUUCAAUUUGUUCGUUAGGAAGGACACUAUCAGCUGAAACAAUGUUGACGGAUAUGGAACAAAUGCCGUCAGUAAAACUUGGAGAUUAUACUCUUCAGUUUGAACUUGGUACACCUAGCCCGGAAAUGUUAAAAGUUGCCAAGGAUGAGCUCAGAGAAACACCGGAAAUUCAAAGAAAAGCUAUUGAUGAAUUGCGAGAAUUACUUUCAAAAGAAACUAAUUUAAAAUGUCCAUUGGAUAAUGAAUCAUGGCUUAUUCGUUUUUUGCGACCAUGUAAAUAUUAUCCAGAAUCAGCAGUUAAACUUGUAAAAGAAUAUUAUUCAUUUAAAGUUAAACAUGAAAAUGUUUAUGCUAAUUUAAAACCAAGUAAUGAAAAAAAUAUAUUUGAACAAAAUAUAUUAACUGUAUUACCAAAUCGUGAUCAACAUGGUAGACGUAUAUUAAUUCUUGAACUUGGUAAAAAAUGGAAACAUAAUAAAGUUAGUCUUGAUGAAGUUUUCAAAGGUGCUGUAUUGUAUCUUGAAGCAGCAAUGUUAGAGCCAAUAACACAAAUUGCUGGUGCUGUUGUUAUAUUAGAUAUGGAUGGUUUGAGUCUUCAACAAACAUGGCAAUUUACACCACCAUUUGCUAAGAGACUUGUUGAUUGGCUUCAAGAUGCUGUACCACUUAGAAUUAAAAAUAUUCACAUCAUCAAUCAGCCAUAUAUUUUCAAUAUGGUAUUUGCUCUAUUUAAACCAUUUCUUCGACAAAAAUUAAAGGACAGAAUUAUCUUUCAUGGAACUGAUCGUAAAUCAUUACAAAAAUAUAUGUCAUUAAAUUCAUUGCCACAAUGUUAUGGUGGUACUCUUCAACUAUCCAGAAUAAGUGGCUCUCAAUGGUAUGAACUUUUAAUGAUGUGCGAUAAAGAGUAUGAAGCAAUCAACUCUUAUGGCAUUAUCAAGAAAAAAUAGAUAAUAUCUUCAAGCAAAUUUACUCUUUUUUUUUUCCUUUUCAUAUGCAAGGUUUAUAAUAUUUUUAAAA